AUGGAAGGGUGUGAUUACAUUGCUUCAGAUAGACAAGCAGAUAUGGUCUCUGAGGUAGAUAUUGGAGAAAUCAUUUUAAAGCUAAUAUCACUGAUCAAGGAGUCUCUGAGAUUUGCUGCUGAGGCUUGGUCUUGCUCAGGGAAGGAAAACGUAUCUGCAACAGAAGCUAGAAGGGUCUUUCUUCCUGUGAAAUUUUAUCUUAUCAAUGCUGUUAAAGUUGUGGCGCUGUUUCCAAGCCAGGCGUCUUUGGUGUUCAAAGAAAUAGCACUCUGCGUCUUGAUGAUCUCUGCUUUCAAAGUUUUGCUGAGCCAACAAUCCCAUGGCAAAUCCGCCGGUGAAGUUAUGACUGAUCUUCUAGAGAAAACAACAGUAGAUCUUCUAAGUGCACUGUUGAACUCAGGUGAAACAACAGAAUUCAGGCUCACACUUCUUGAUUCGUUGUUUGUUGAUGCACAGUGUUCAUCUCAAACCAUGUUAGUAAGAAACAGAUCCAUGAUUCUCUUGGUGGAUAUCUUGUCUUUAUCUGUUGAAUCUGCGACAAGUGCAAGAGUCUUGCUCCUGGCCCGAGUUGUAUUGUUUCAGUCUGUCAUGAGGUAUUCUUCUGAGCUUGAAGAAGAUGCAAAGUUAGCAGUCACCACAAAGCUGCAAUGGCUUCUCGACGUAUUAAUAGACGCAGAGGUUUACUCUUCAGUCCUUUCCUCUCAGCUUCCAGUGGCAGAUGGUUCUGGGAAGACAAUAAUCUGGGAAUCGAUUUUAUCAGUUCUGAUUCUAUCUCUCAAGACCCUUAUGAUUAAUCUGUCGUCAUCUCCUGCCUGGGAAGAGCUUGAAACAUUCUUACUCCAGAAUCUCUUGCAUCCGCAUUUCUUAUGUUGGCAGAUAAUUAUGGAACUUUGGUGCUUCUGGGUGCGUCAUGCCACUGAAGAUUUGGUGGCUGAUAUGAUUGACAAACUUUGUACAUUCAUCAUGUCAAUGCCAUCAUCAGAAACACCAAUCAUUGGCGAGAGUCUCAGAACUUGA
Molecule: messenger RNA, 1017 nt
Organism: Microthlaspi erraticum
Lineage: Eukaryota; Viridiplantae; Streptophyta; Magnoliopsida; Brassicales; Brassicaceae
Source: the annotation of a GenBank genome assembly